UUCUAUUAAUAUCAAGUAAAAUUUUCAACGUAAUAUCUGAAAUGCCUAAGGCACGUACGUCGUAACGGAGGUAAACCACAGCUCACGACAUUUGUAAGCACUGUAUCACUUUUACUGUUGAUUAAUCUUGUCUUGUUAUUGUGUAUAGAUGCGUAUGUAAUGUAUGCUUUGUUAUAUACUACCUUACCAGUCUACCAUAUAUAAAAAUACCGGUACGACCGACAAUGCACUGUGUUGUACUGUAUAGUCUGUAUACUAGUUGUUAUUUUGUUUAGGUACUUUUUCAGAAUGCAGUAAUUUGUUAGAGCAUUAGGUAUAGUUGAACCAUCAUGUUAAGAAGCAACUCUUACAAUUUUGAAAGGAUUUCCACUUUGUAUGGAAGCAUGGCGUUAUUUCUAACAGUCGUGCACAAUGUGUUUCUAUUAUAUUACGUGGAGAUGUUUGUUACUGUUUACAAAAUUGACAAAACGUCAUUUUGGAUUGGAGAGAUUGCAUUUUUGGUGUGGAAUUCUUUAAACGAUCCAUUAUUUGGAUGGUUAAGUGACCGAAGUUUGCUUCAAAAAUCCACCUCAGUUCAUCCAUUGGACAUUGUGUUGUUACGAUUAAAGAGACUAUCAUGGAGUGGUCCUCUAUUUGCAGUGGCGUUUGCUUUGUUUUGGGUGAAAUGGCUACACCCGGGAGUUCAAUUUGUAAUAUGUUUAUGUUUAUAUGAUGGUUUUUUAACCACUGUGGAGUUACAACACACUGCGCUGUUGGCUGAUUUAGUAGUUCAUGCAAAAGAUCGAACCUUAUUAAACAAGAGAUCUUCACUCUUUAGUGCGAUUGGUUCAAUUAGUGUUUUCUUGUCUUAUAUGUUUUGGAACAAUUCAAGUCGUAUAUCAUUCCAGGUGUUCUGCAUGUGUUUGGCAGUUUUUUCAAUUGUGGGUUUCACGAUUUCAACAAGAAGCCUGAUAAAAUUUUGUGAAAUGCAAAAGAAAGACAAAGAAGAAUAUUACGAAUUAUCGGAAGUGGUUUCAACAUCAUCCAGUAAAACUCGUCACUCUAACUUGAAGAUAGGUUUAUCAGAAUACAUCAAACAGCUUGCUGUGAAUCAUAACUUUAGAUGGUUUAUUUCAAUGAAUUUAUUGCAGGUAUUCCACUGUCAUUUCAACAGCAACUUUUUUCCGUUAUUCCUUGACACAUUGGUAGGUGAUGCAGUGUCACCUGGAGUUGGCCCAUUCUUACUAGGAAUAUCUUUUGUCCUUCCACAUCUAAAUAAUCUCUACUUCCUAAAGUUAUGUGAAAAACAUGGUGUGUACAAAGUUAUUAACUGGUUGUUCUACACAAAACUUGCACUCACACUCUGUAUGUUGAUACUUGGAUCAAAGAAUAUAACAUUUCUAUGUGUCUUUAUUGCAAGCAACCGUGUAUUCACUGAAGGCACAUGCAAGUUACUGAACCUUGUUGUAACGGACUUGGUUGAUGAAGAUGUUGUGAAACACGACCGUGAACAAGCGGCAUCAGCUUUAUUAUUUGGAAUGUCGUCUUUAAUGUCAAAACCCGGUCAAACUUUUGCACCACUGCUUGGAACUUGGUUGCUUGCUUUUUAUACAGGUGAAGACAUGUUUGGAAGCAACUCUAUUGGUUCAAUCCAAUCACAACAAACUGAAAGGGAAAUGGUAUCCAAACAUGAUGCGUGUUUUGCAAUUUUAACAGCUGUGCCUAUUGUAUGUGCAACACUGCAGAUAUUUGCAUGGAGUAGAUUCACUUUACAUGGGGCCAAGCUAAAUUAUAUCAAGUCAGCAAGACUUGGUAAAUCAAGUGAUCAAAUUUGAAGGUUAAGGUUUUUAUUGGGUUCAUAUGGUGAUGGUUAACAUAAGAGGUGUAUCAAGUGAAUACUGGUUCAUGGAAGCAGUGGUUCAUUGCGUGGUACGGUAGUUUCGGAAAGGGGAAAGUUUUAACAUGAAACUGUAAUGAUUUUUUUCGGUGUUUACAUAUUGCAGUGCAGGCUGAGUGCUUUUUAAAGACACUUUUCAUUGGUAGAUUUACAAGUUUAAUAUAUUACUUAUGGAAAUAGAUAAAUUUUAAAGUUUUAUAAAGCAGUCGGAAUCCGCAGAUUUUUUAAAAAUCCACAUUUAGUUCUAGUGCAAUAUUGCUAUUUUUUUUAUUACAAGAUCACUGUUAUAUUUCUAUGUAAAAAGCUCUUUGCAAAAUUGUUCUUUGCAAAAUGUUAAGUUUUCUUUCCAUUUUCUAAUUUUUAUCUGUCGACUUUAAAGAUUGUAAAGACUUUUAUACUAUCAAUAUCAGUUCAACACUUUUUCCAUUGUUGUUUAAAUAAAUUAUGUUUUUUUUUAUAAAACUCUGCUUGAAUUUUUAGUGACGGAAAAGCUUUUAUAUGUUUUUUGGUGGCCAUACAACAAAUUAUAUUUGAUGUAACUUGAUUGUUACAAUGUGUAUUGCCUUAUUUGUGUGUUUAUUUAAGACAUUAUUAUUACGCAGUAAGACUCAGUCUAACUAAAGCAUCAUUUGCCAAUUUGGUGUAUCCAAAGCAAAAUGUAUUAAAAGUAUAUCCUCCA
Molecule: messenger RNA, 2555 nt
Organism: Ciona intestinalis (vase tunicate)
Lineage: Eukaryota; Metazoa; Chordata; Ascidiacea; Phlebobranchia; Cionidae
Product: transmembrane protein 180
Source: RefSeq, a predicted model, not a curated record